AUCAAACACACUCUCCGGCAGACUCGAGCACAGCGGCGCAGUGAGCGCGUGUUGAUCAGUUACUGAGUCUUCGUUGAACAGAGGUAAUUGAUCAGUGUGUAGUAAUUCAUCUGCAAUUUGUUGUUAUUUAUGACGUUGGAGUAAAAACUACAGCGGAGCAGUUUACGGCAGGUCGUGAGAGCGAGACAGGAAGCACAUGCACACACCGCUGAGUGAUGGAUGAAGACUUCUCCAGCAGACAUGAGUCUCCGCCCCCUCCCCAUGUUGUGGGGGUCAGUCUGUGUGACUCCACCCCCCUCCUGUGGCGUGUUGAGGACUUGCGGUCAGUGAGGGCUCAGGGCCUGGUUGGGGUGCUGCUUGGCUCGCUGCCCCGAACGCCACGUCAGAACGGACGACUGGGCCGACCUCUGCUGCUGCUGCCGGAGGAGGAGAGACUGCUGAGGGAGCGACACGCUGCUGCCGCACUGCCAGCCAGGAGACAGGAUGGAGGAGGGGAGGAACUUGUUGUGCAGGUGGAGCAGCAGCAGGAGGAGGAGCAACAGAGGAGUUAUGAGGAGCAGAGUGUCCUCGCUCUGGAAGACAGGAAGUCAGCGCUGCUCAGAGCUAUGACAUCAUCACACUCAGGUGGGCCAGGAUCAGGUACUGGGUCUGAGGCCUCUGACGAGGCCCUGCGGGGCCAUCUUGAGGACCUGGACCGGAGUUUUACCUUCCCUCAGUCGGUGCUCGCAGUCCAGCUGAGCACUGCGAGGGCGGGGCUGUCUUACUGUCCCGAGGCCCGCGCCUUCCUGCAGGCCGACUGGCCAAUUAGAGAGCAGCAUGGUAGCAGCUGUGACGCCAGGUACCAGGUGUUCAGAGAUCUGAGGGAGCGGGGCUUCUACCUGACCUCAGCCGGGAAGUUUGGAGGAGACUUCCUGGUUUAUCCAGGUGACCCCCUUCGAUUCCACGCUCACUUCAUCGCCAUCUGUUCGGCCCUGGACGAGUCUGUCUGUGUGCUGGAUGUUCUGUCUGCCGCUCGUCUGGGUUCCAAUGUGAAGAAGACCGUCCUGCUCUGCUCGCCAGGGACGGACGGACACAUCCUGUACACGUCGCUACAGUGGAGUGGGAUGGUUUAGAUCUGGACCUGGACCUGGACCUGGAUGUACCGAUCCUCAGAGGAAACUGGCUGGCUGGUCUCAGAUCAGACUGUUAAAACACUGAACAGUUCCGAGUCUCUGCACCUGAAGACAAACGGCAACAUGGAACCUUCAUCCAGAAGAUGAAGGUGGGUCCAGUGUUACAGGAUCUGUGUUUGUUCUCUGGACUGAAACCAGAAUAAACUCUGUGUUCUGGAUCUCAUGGUUCUGGUCCUCUCAGCAGUGAGAACCAGUUCUGGAUCAGAACGGAACAUGAGGCAGAAUCAACAGCAAAUGUAUGCAGGUCUUUAAAAUGUCUGAGCUCUGAAUCAUCUCAAACAUCUGAUCCAGUUUCAUCCACGCCGCGACACCGCGCGACACCACGCCACGCUGUGCGACGCCACGCAACGUUAACGUUUGUGGGCAUAAACUGUCACUUCUGCUUCAGGACCUGCAGAAUAAAGUUCCCUUGAUUCACAG
Molecule: messenger RNA, 1592 nt
Organism: Acanthopagrus latus (yellowfin seabream)
Lineage: Eukaryota; Metazoa; Chordata; Actinopteri; Spariformes; Sparidae
Gene: tsen34
Product: TSEN34 tRNA splicing endonuclease subunit
Exons: 5
Coding region: 216-1112 (298 amino acids)
Biological process (GO): tRNA-type intron splice site recognition and cleavage; tRNA splicing, via endonucleolytic cleavage and ligation
Cellular component (GO): tRNA-intron endonuclease complex
Molecular function (GO): tRNA-intron lyase activity; nucleic acid binding
Source: RefSeq, a predicted model, not a curated record